AUGAAUAAUAUAAAAUGUCAAUCAUGUGCUUAAUUAAUAGCAAUAGUAAGAUGUAAGGAAUGCAAUAUUUCUAUCUGUUUCAAAUGUGAUGAAAAUAUUCACUAAGAAAAAGAUGAUAAUCAUAACAGAACAACAAUAUUAUUUUAACCAAGAUUGGUAUAAUAACCUGAUGAAGAGAGUUUGAUUGAAUAAAUAAAGCUUAGAAAAUAAGAAUUAUAAGAAUUGAAAGAUAAGGAAUCUUAAAUCACUAAGCAUUAUUAAGAUAGAAUGUUACAAGCUAAGAAAAAAUAUGAAUAAUAAAUUUCAGCUUUAGAAAAUAGAUGUAUUAUUAUUAGAAUAUGUAGUAUAAUAGGCUUAAAAGUUUAUGAAUGAUGUUAAUUAAGAAAAUGCAGAACUUGAUGUUGAUAAUCUUUAAAGUGAAUUAGAAAAUUUAGAAAAGAGUUUAAAAACAGAAAUUAAAUUAGCAGAAGAAGAACAAAAAAAAUUAAAUGAGAAAACUCAAAAAGUAGAUACAUUAUUAGAUAGAGUUAAAAAAGCUACAGAUAUAGAAUAAUAAUAAAUUAGUAAAAUGAAUGAAGUUAUUUAAAUUUUUAAGGCUUGUUCAGAAUAAAUAUAGAAAGAGAAAGUAAUAAUAUUAUUUAUUUCAGGAUUUAUUGAUGCUUGAUAAUGAGAAAUUAAUUGCAGAAGUAGAAAUCUUUGCUAAAUUCUUUGAUGAAAAUGGACCUUUGAUGGAAGAAUUAAAUGCAUAAAAAAAUAAUGAAUAAUAAUGAAAAUUUAUUUUUGUUA
Messenger RNA from Paramecium sonneborni, 786 nucleotides. Lineage: Eukaryota; Ciliophora; Oligohymenophorea; Peniculida; Parameciidae. The record is from the annotation of a GenBank genome assembly.